Endocarpon pusillum Z07020 is the source of this 1563-nucleotide messenger RNA. RefSeq lists its product as uncharacterized. The record is from RefSeq and is a predicted model, not a curated record. The coding region runs from base 1 to 1563 and encodes 520 amino acids. Lineage: Eukaryota; Fungi; Ascomycota; Eurotiomycetes; Verrucariales; Verrucariaceae. The transcript has a single exon.
AUGGGUAUGAACAUGAACAAUGGAGCCUUGAACAUCGGCGGAAGAGUGAACCCUCCCACCUAUCAGCACCAAGAUUCAGUCCUCGCAAAUUCACUUCUCUCAUCACAACCGUAUCCAGUGGAUCCAUUUGCAGGUCAAUACCAAUAUCCACAGGAAGAGCUCAAUUAUUCGCAAGAAUAUGACGGCCGAUAUGUGCCUUUUUCGGGCGAACCUGGCCUGAGUUCUAACCCAGGCUCCAAAUAUGGAUCACCUACAAACGAAUCUCAGCUACCCAUAAGAGGAGUCGAACGUCGUCUUACAGCACUUGACGCCCCUCUCCCUGCUUCGUUCGACAGCAAUGGCAUUUCUCAUAUUGCCAGGUACGGAGCUGUGGCGGCUUCAGUCCCUUCCAAAUUUGGUAUGGAAUCUCCACCAGCAUCGCUAUCCCAGAGAAUUGCUGGCCAACCACUCGAUGCUGUGAAAGCGCUCCGCAGCAGUGCUUUUCCAUCAAAUCUUCGCAACUCGUCUCAAUUGGGCUCCUCCCCACCAGCAGUGACCACAGAAGAAACGAUCAGUCAGCGAAAGAUGCAUUCGCAGCAAAGUAUUCAACGCCCACGUCUAUUGUCUGCCAGCGUGCCCAGACCUGGAGUGAAUGACGAUUGGGACGAUGGCUUUCCCCUCGAAGAGGACUUUCUGCCAACGAACCUACACGAUGACGUCUUAACUCCUCAGGAGAAGAUGAGACGCCUGUCACGACCGGAGCAGGAAUUCUCUAAUAUCAAGAGCGCAACGCAGGGCGGCCUCGGUAUUCCUAGUGGCAACUCCAGCAAGGUCGGCUCGCCGCUCGCCUCGAGUCCCAGCAGAUUCAGCGCAUUAUUCGCGAGACAACGACAAGAAUCCUCUCAUAACAAUACUACUGGGACCGGAUUCGGACACGUGGGCUCACCACUCCGCGAAUCUCACAUCCACCACGCCUCCGGCAAUUCGCCAUUUGGUGAUGGGAUCACCGCCCGUCCUGUCUCAAGCACUCGAUCCCGGAGCGGUCGUGCAGGGGAUACGUCUCCCUUUUUCUCCAGUCCACCUCGAGACUCUACCUCGGAUUUCGGCAUGAGUCUUAUCUCUUCACAAUUGCAACGCACCCAUCUUAGCAGUACUAACCAAACCAACUCCUCCGAGAACACCACCAUAUAUUCAAGCUCACGCCUCCAGCCUCCAUCAGCUUCUACCCCAGGCAUGCGACACGUCUCUGCCCCCACAAGUACUACAAGUGGGAGCGGAGGAAUUGCAGGGCGAUUCGACCGCACAAUCUCGAGCCCGCGCAUCAACUCCACGCGAAUCAUGGAGGAGAAAGAGGGAGAAGGCGAGGGAGACAUGGUAUUUAGUAUGGAUGACGAUAAUUCGAGGAGAAGUAGCAGCCUCUGGGGGAACAAGAGUCCGGUUAUCACGCCUCUGGGUGAGGGAAAGAACGGUGCUGGUGUCGGUGGUAUUGGAGGGGUUGGAGUAAAGAAGAAGGAGGCCAGCAGCAGCUGCAGCAAGGGACUUGCAAAUGGUGGCUUGGAGAACACAUACAGCACUCGGGCAUGA